Molecule: messenger RNA, 3034 nt
Organism: Cebus imitator (Panamanian white-faced capuchin)
Lineage: Eukaryota; Metazoa; Chordata; Mammalia; Primates; Cebidae
Product: liprin-beta-1
Exons: 26
Coding region: 110-2761 (883 amino acids)
Biological process (GO): neuromuscular junction development
Cellular component (GO): presynaptic active zone
Molecular function (GO): protein binding
Source: RefSeq, a predicted model, not a curated record
AAUACAGGUAAGUGUGUUAACAGACCAGGUGGAGGCUCAGGGGGAGAAGAUUCGAGAUUUGGAGGUUUGUCUUGAAGAGCACAGAGAGAAGUUGAAUGCCACAGAAGAGAUGCUGCAGCAGGAGCUUCUGAGUAGGACAUCCUUAGAAACUCAGAAGUUGGAUCUGAUGGCUGAAAUAUCUAACUUGAAGUUGAAGCUGACGGCUGUAGAGAAGGACAGAUUGGAUUAUGAAGAUAAGUUCAGAGACACAGAGGGGCUGAUUCAGGAGAUCAAUGAUUUGAGGUUGAAAGUUAAUGAAAUGGGCAGUGAAAAACUUCAGUAUGAAAAAAAGCUUGAAUCAACCAAAUCUUUAAUGGCCAAACUUUCUAGCAUGAAAAUCAAGGUGGGUCAGAUGCAGUAUGAAAAGCAGCGGAUGGAACAAAAAUGGGAGUCACAGAAGGAUGAACUGGCAUCUUUAAAAGAACAACUAGAAGAAAAGGAAUCUGAAGUAAAAAGACUACAAGAAAAAUUGGUUUGCAAGAUGAAAGGAGAAGGGAUUGAAAUUGUUGAUAGAGAUGAAAAUUUUAAAAAGAAGCUCAAAGAAAAAAACGUCGAAGUACAAAAAAUGAAAAAAGCUGUGGAGUCUUUGAUGGCAGCAAAUGAAGAAAAGGAUCGGAAAAUAGAAGAUCUUCGACAGUGCCUGAACAGGUACAAGAAAAUGCAAGAUACUGUGGUACUGGCCCAGGGUAAAAAAGGCAAAGAUGGGGAAUAUGAAGAUCUGCUCAAUUCCAGUUCCAUCUCAACUUUGCUGGAUGCACAGGGUUUCAGUGAUCUGGAGAAAAGUCCAUCACCCACUCCAGUAACGGGAUCUCCCAGUCGUGACCCAUUUAACACAAGUGUUCCCGAAGAGUUCCAUAGCACCGUCUUGCAAGUUUCCAUCCCUUCAUUAUUGCCAGCAACCAUAAGCAUGGAAACUUCUGAAAAAUCAAAGUUGACUCCUAAGCCAGAGACUUCAUUUGAAGAAAAUGAUGGGAAGAUGAUCCUUGGUGCUACUGUUGAUACCCAACUGCGUGAUAGUCUUUUAACUUCAAGUCUGCAAAAGUCCAGCAGCCUGGGCAAUCUGAAGAAAGAGACAUCUGAUGGGGAAAAGGAAUCUAUUCAGAAGACUUCAGAGGACAGAGCUCCAGCAGAAAGCAGGCCAUCUGGGACCCUGCCUCCCAGACCCCCAGGGCAGGUCACCUCCGUGGACGACAACCCCUUCGGCACUCGAAAAGUCAGAUCUUCCUUUGGCCGGGGCUUUUUUAAAAUCAAAAGUAACAAGAGAACAGCAAGUGCACCAAACUUGGAUCGUAAACGAAGUGCCAGUGCACCCACCUUAGCUGAGACAGAAAAAGAGACAGCAGAGCACCUAGACCUGGCUGGUGCUUCUUCUCCGCCAAAAGAUUCACAGGGGAACAGUCCCUUCCAGAUACCGCCUCCAUCUCCAGAUUCCAAAAAGAAAUCCAGAGGUAUCAUGAAACUCUUUGGAAAACUUAGGAGAAGUCAAUCAACUACAUUCAACCCAGAUGACAUAUCUGAGUCCGAAUUCAAAAGAGGAGGUACAAGGGCAACUGCAGGGCCCCGACUGGGUUGGUCUCGAGACUUGGGACAGUCUAACAGUGACUUGGAUAUGCCAUUUGCCAAGUGGACCAAGGAGCAGGUUUGCAAUUGGCUCAUGGAACAGGGCUUGGGCUCCUACCUGAAUUCUGGCAAGCAGUGGAUUGCGUCUGGCCAAACGCUUUUGCAGGCUUCUCAACAAGAUCUAGAGAAGGAACUUGGAAUCAAGCAUUCACUUCAUCGAAAGAAGCUCCAGCUGGCACUACAAGCCCUGGGAUCUGAAGAAGAAACUAAUCAUGGGAAGCUGGAUUUCAACUGGGUCACUAGAUGGUUGGAUGAUAUUGGCCUCCCUCAGUAUAAGACCCAGUUUGAUGAAGGACGGGUCGAUGGUCGAAUGCUACACUACAUGACUGUUGAUGACUUACUGUCUUUGAAGGUUGUGAGUGUGCUACACCAUCUCAGUAUCAAAAGGGCCAUCCAGGUCCUGAGAAUCAAUAACUUUGAACCAAAUUGUCUACGGAGGCGGCCAUCUGAUGAGAAUAGCAUCACCCCAUCAGAAGUUCAGAAGUGGACGAACCAUCGAGUGAUGGAGUGGCUGCGUUCCGUGGACUUGGCAGAAUAUGCCCCCAAUCUCAGAGGCAGUGGCGUCCAUGGCGGGCUCAUGGUUCUAGAACCUCGUUUUAAUGUAGAAACAAUGGCUCAGUUAUUGAACAUCCCACCAAAUAAGACUUUGCUGCGAAGACAUUUGGCCACUCAUUUCAACCUUCUGAUCGGGGCUGAGGCCCAGCACCAGAAGCGAGAUGCCAUGGAGCUGCCAGAUUAUGUCCUUCUAACAGCUACUGCCAAAGUGAAGCCAAAGAAACUUGCCUUUAGCAAUUUUGGGAAUUUGAGAAAGAAGAAACAGGAAGAUGGUGAAGAAUAUGUUUGUCCAAUGGAAUUGGGACAGGCAUCAGGAAGUGCAUCUAAGAAAGGAUUUAAAGCUGGUUUGGAUAUGCGCCUGUAUGAUGAAGAUGAUUUGGACCGGUUAGAGCAGAUGGAAGAUUCAGAAGGGACAGUGAGACAGAUAGGUGCAUUCUCUGAAGGCAUCAACAACCUGACACACAUGUUAAAAGAAGAUGACAUGUUUAAAGAUUUUGCUGCCCGUUCCCCCAGUGCCAGCAUUACAGAUGAAGACUCAAACGUUUGACCAUAGCACCUGGAUGAACAUGAGGAGUGCUUAGUCUCUUUCCUGCUUUCUUUUCCAAAUACUCACAGUAUAUACAACAGGCAACAGAUGGUCUAUUGUUUGUUGUUCCAACUUCUGCUCCUUGAGAAGUUUACACAGAAAGCAGGAGUAACGUGCCGAUUCUGAAGUUGCCACAAAAAAAUAAGACACUGGUGAAUGAGAGUAUAAUUGUUUUUCUUCUAUUUAAUGUAAAAAUCUGUGAUAUAUUAUAUUUAAAGUAUUGCAUUUAAGAUG